AUGGACGAUGCCAUUGGAGAAUUAGAUGCAACUAGAGAAGGUUAUAAGAAGAUGGCUGAAUGUGAAAGUACUAUUCACACAAUUUCAAAUGGUGAAAUAGAAAAUGAUGAACAGAGACGUAAGUCAUCAAAAAUAAUUCGACCAUCGUCAUCUCAUCUGCCUCAUCACGAUAAAUUUUUGACAUUUGAUAAUGAAUUGAAUUUUCCACAAGUUAAUUCAAAUGCAAAUAGGGAUCAUCUCGCAGUCAUUGGCAAUAUUGUAAAAAUGCCAACAUGUCCUCGAUGA
Rotaria sp. Silwood1 is the source of this 285-nucleotide messenger RNA. The record is from the annotation of a GenBank genome assembly. Lineage: Eukaryota; Metazoa; Rotifera; Eurotatoria; Philodinida; Philodinidae.